CGCCGGCAUGGCUGCGCCCAGUUGGGGCGCGUUUGUUUGUUUCGAACGUGGGGUUGGGCCGGCUCGUGGGGCUGGGCUGGAGGCAGGCACUGCUUAGUGUCACAAUGUUUGGGGAUCUGUUUGAAGAAGAUUAUUCCACUGUGUCAGAUUAUCAGUAUGGAAGGGAGAAGAAAUUAAAGACCAAAGGGCUGGAGCCACCGGCUCCUAGAGAAUUCACCAAUUUAAGCGGAAUUAGGAAUCAGGGUGGAACCUGUUACCUUAAUUCCCUUCUUCAGACUCUUCAUUUCACACCUGAAUUCAGAGAAGCUUUAUUUUCCCUUGGCCCAGAAGAGCUUGGUUCAUUCGAGGAUAAGGAUAAACCUGAUGCAAAGGUUCGGAUCAUACCUUUACAGUUACAACGGUUGUUUGCCCAGCUUCUGCUCUUAGACCAGGAUGCAGCAUCCACAGCCGACCUCACAGACAGCUUCGGGUGGACCAGCAAUGAGGAAAUGAGGCAACAUGAUGUGCAGGAACUGAAUCGAAUUCUCUUUAGUGCUUUGGAAACCUCUUUAGUCGGGACCUCCGGCCAUGACCUCAUCAAUCGUCUGUAUCAUGGAACCGUUGUUAACCAGGUUGUUUGUAAAGAGUGUAAGAAUGUCAGUGAAAAGCAGGAAGACUUCCUAGAUCUAACCGUAGCAGUCAAAAAUGUGUCAAGUUUGGAAGAUGCCCUCUGGAACAUGUAUGUAGAAGAGGAAGUUUUUGACUGUGACAACUUAUACCACUGUGGGACUUGUGACAAGCUGGUUAAAGCUGCAAAGUCGGCCAAAUUACGUAAGCUGCCUCCCUUUCUUACUGUUUCAUUAUUAAGAUUUAAUUUUGAUUUUGUGAAGCGUGAACGAUACAAGGAAACUAGCUGUUACACAUUCCCUCUCCGGAUCAAUUUCAAGCCUUUCUGUGAACAGAGUGACACGGAUGACUUGGAGUAUGUAUAUGAGCUCUUCUCAGUCAUAAUACACAAAGGUGGCUGCUACGGAGGACAUUACCACGUGUAUAUUAAAGAUGUCGAUCAUCUGGGAAACUGGCAAUUUCAAGAGGAAAAAAGCAAACCAGGUAUGAAUUUAAAAGAUCUCCAGAAUGAAGAAGAGAUUGAUGAUGAUCCCUUGAUAAUUCUAAAAGCAAUCUUACUACAGGAGGAGAGUAAUCUAAUUCCUGUUGAUCAGCUGGGCCAGAAACUCUUGAAAAAAAUAGGAAUGUCUUGGAACAAGAAGUACAGAAAACAGUAUGGACCACUGAGAAAGUUCUUACAGCUUCAUUCCCAAAUAUUUCUACUCAGUCCAGAUGAAAGUACAGUUAGUCUAUUGAAGAACGGUUCUCUCCAGGCUGAGUCUCAUUUCCCAAGGAGUGAUCAACACAUUUUCAAGACACUAACUUCAGAAUCCCCAGGACUAAAUGAUGGAACCUCCUGUCCCCACUGGUUUGAUAUAAAUGAUUCCAAAGUCCAACCAAUCAAGGAAAAGGAUAUUGAACGGCAGUUUCAGGGUAAAGAAAGUGCCUACAUGUUGUUUUAUCGGAAAUCUCAGUUGCAGAGACCCGCUGAAGCUCGAGCUAAUCCAAGAUACAGGGUUCCGUGUCAUUUGCUGAAUGAAAUGGACGCAGCCAACAUUGAACUGCAAACAAAAAGGGCAGAAUGUGAUUCUAUAGACAAUAAUUUUGACUUGCAUCUCCACCUGGGCCCUCAUUAUCAUUUCCUCAAUGGGGCUCUGCACCCAGUCGUCUCUCAAGCAGAAAGCACAUGGGAUUUAACCUUUGAUAAAAGAAAAACUUUAGGAGAUCUUCGACAAUCAAUAUUUCAGCUGUUAGAAUUUUGGGAAGGAGAUAUGGUUCUUAGUGUGGCAAAACUUGUACCAGCAGGACUUCACGUUUACCAGAUGCUUGAUGGAGAUGACCUGACGCUGUGUGAACUGGAGAUUGCAGACGGGGAAGACCUCUUUGUGUGGAAUGGGGUGGAGGUUGGUGGCAUCCAGAUUCCAACUGGUAGUGACUGUGAACCUCUGCUCUUAAAUGUUCUUCAUCUAGCAACAAGCAGCGAGGGGGAAAAGUGUCAGCAGUUGGUAGAAUCACCACAUGUCUUUCCGUCCAAUGCGGAAGUGGGCGCUGUGCUCGCAGCUCUGGCGGUCCCCGUGGGUGUCCUCUUCAUCAACACCACUGACCCUGCCGGGGAAGAGAACUGGGUUGCCAUUCCCAAGGAGGACCUGAAGAAGACGUUCAGAGAGCAGGGCCUCAGAAACCGGAGCUCGGUUCUCGUGCAGGAUUCUAGUGAUGAUAACAGUCUGUUGCUCAAACAAGGGAAAUGGUUCACUGGUAUGAAGGAGGUCAACUGGCUCCAAGUUCAAAAUUUAUGCAAAUUAGGAUCCGAUGAGAAGCAAGUUAAAAUAUCAGCAACUGUGAACACAGUGGUGUUUGAUAUUCGAAUUAAAGCCAUAAAGGAAUUAAAAUUAAUGAAGGAACUAGCUGAGAACAGCUGUUUGAGGCCUAUUGAUAGAAAUGGGAAGCUGCUUUGUCCAGUGCCAGACAGUUACACCUUGAAGGAAGCAGAACUGAAGAUGGGGAGUUCACUGGGACUAUGUCCUGGGAAAGCACCAACUUCCUCCCAGCUGUUCCUGUUUUUCACUGUGGGGAGUGAUGUUCAGCCCGGUACAGAGAUGGAGAUCAUAGUAGAAGAAACGAUGUCUGUGAGAGAUUGUUUACAGCUCAUGCUGGGGAAGUCUGGCCUACCGGGAGACAGGUGGCAUUUACGAAAAAUGGAUUGGUGUUAUGAAGCUGGAGAGCCUUUAUGUGAAGAGGAUGCAACCCUGAGAGAACUUAUGAUAUGUUCUGGAGAUACUUUACUUUUAAUUGAAGGAAAACUUCCUCCUCCGGGUUUCCUGAAGGUGCCCCUCUGGUGGUACCAGCCUGGGGAUUCCCCGGAUCACUGGAAGAAUCAUCAGGACCAGAGGAACGGUGCCCCUUCUCCAGGUGGGGUCUGGAGAGCUGCUGCCACCCAAGGUGCUCCUGGUGACCUGCACGGGGAGGUGUCCCUCCGCUACUUGGGGGACCUUGAGAUCUCAGAAGAGGCCACCGUGGCAGAGCUGAAGUCCCAGGCCAUGACCUUGUCCUCCUCCUCGGGGUUUGUCAUCCCGUCCCCAGCCUUCCUCAGAGCCUGGACCGUGGAGAGGAAGCGCCUGGGCAGGCUUUUACGAAUCAACCGGCAGCAGCUCAGGGACUACAAACUGGGACGGAAAACUGAGAUCUGCUUAGAGCCCCUUCAGGAAGAAGAAAACUUGGGCCCUCAGGACGUGGUACUGAGGACACGGAUGCGCCUCCCGGGUGAGAGGGCGUACGCGCCGUGCGUGGACUUGGUGUGGGACACCGCCCGAGGCUGGACUGCUGGCUCCCUGAGACAACGAGUUGCCCACUUCUGCUCUCUUCCCGUGGAGAAAAUUGAAAUUGCCAAGUACUUCCCCGAAAAGUUUGAGUGGCUUCCGAUAUCUAGCUGGAACCAGCAAUUUACCAAGAGGAAAAAGAAGAAAAAGCAAGAUAAUUUGCAGGGGGCGCCUUAUUACUUGAAAGAUGGAGACACUAUUGGUAUUAAGAACGUCCUGCUGGAGGACGACGGGGACUUCAGUACCGACGCGGACGACCUGGGGAGAGGGACGCCGAGGCGGCCGAGCAGGUAUGGUGCGGCCGGGGCUCCCCCGCGAGCCGCGCUGGGCCCCCGAUCGAUCGGGGCUCCGGGGGCAGGGCCUGCCCCGGGGCCGCCUCCCUGCCCCCUCCGCCCCUCGCUGGGUCUUCCCCCAGGCCUCGGUCACCCCAACAGGUGAGCACGGUGAGCACGCGGCGGGCUCCGCAGGGCCCCGCAGGGCCCCGCAGGGCCCCGCACCUGCCCCUCCUCCCUCCUCUCCCCUGGCCGCGGGCCUCCUGCCCCUACCACGAUCUACUGGAACAUUCCACCUCCCCCUGUACCCACACCCCCUGCAGGCCACACGGGGCGCCUCCGCCCUCCUUACCUGCCCCCCCAUCUUAGUCCUCAGCUCCUGGCUGAGGGGGCCGGUGGUGCUCCCUGAUGCCCCUGCCGGCGCGGCCCCUCCGCCCCUCUGCUGCGGCGGUCGCGUCCCUCACCCGCGCCCAGCAGCAGCGACGAGGCGCCGGACACGGAGGCGCCGUCCGUGCACGUGCCGUUAGGUCCCAGGGCCCCGGGCUCGCUCCUGGGGCGCAGCCGGAUAAACGCCGACCCGGGGUUUCCGCUCAGAUCAUGAUCUCGGGGUCGUGAGAUCAAAUACCAGGGCGGCCCGCUCAGCCUGGGGGCCCUGCCGGCGACCCUAACCAUGCCCCCCUGCCCCCCCCCCCCCCCGCGCUCUCAAAACAUCACCCUGCGGGGAGACGCGGCCACCGGCAGGUUGGAGGGUCCCCGGGUCAGGCCUGCCGCGGGGACUGCGGGGCCGCCGGGGCCGGCGGUGUAGACUGAGGUCCUCCGACUCCGCAGUCUGGGAGUCCGUGUGCCGAGGGCACGCACGUCCCCGGGGCCUGCCGGCUGCGGCCGUGACCGCCCCCGUGUCUCCCGCAGCCAAGACGCCCUUCGGGAGCCGAGCCGCGACCUGGGCUGCAGGGCCACGACGCCCGGCCGGCCGCGCGCACCAGAAGCUUCUCUUUGCAUCCACGUGCGGAGCUUCAGGUAGCGCCUGCGCCCGGCGGGACCCAGCAGGGCCGCGCCUCCUGCCCCGCGCCCUGGACGCCGCGGGUCGGGUCGUGUCGUGUCGUGCCGCGGCCGCAGCAGGGGCCUCGCUCGGAGCCCGCCCCCGCCCCGCCCCCCCCCCGGAAGGACGUCGAGGGCCGCGCCGCAGACCCGUCCGCCAAGCCGCCCGCUGAGGCCCCGGACGCUCACGCCCCGAGCCCGAGCGGGUCCGAAGCAGGAUUCCCGGGACCGCAGGCGCCCCCCCCCCCCCUCCCGCAGAUGAGGCUGCGGAGCAGGAAGCAGGAAGCCGGGCGGGCGGGCGGCGAGGCCGGGGCGGGGCAGGGGCCGGGCUCUCCGGGGCGAGGCGGAGGCCGCCCCCUUCCUGCGCCCUAAGGGCCGGAGCCGCUAACCUGACAACCGGGAGGUUUGCUUUGGAGAAACCGGAGGCCUCCGGGGAAGAGACCCGCGGGGGGGGGGGGCUCCCCGGGGGGGCCUCCCCGAGCCUGCGGGCCCCGCUCCCCUGCGCUGAAGCGCGCUUCGCCUGCUCAGUAAACGUUUAUGUUGAGAAAUCCCUGUCCGGGUGAUCCGGGGCUGCCCCGCAAGUCACACGGAGCUUCCUUAGACGGGGGUGGGGGGUGGAUUGUUCUGGAAGGAACUGCAAGUGGUGGGGUUUUCUUUCCUCCAGGGAAAGAGGAGGCGGUUGCAUUACAGCAAACAGGGCUUCCCUGGGAUAUUUUUCGGGGGGUGGGGGGGGCGUGCACGAGAAUUUCCUGAUGACCCAGAGUCACGGGGCAGCCCCGAGGGACCCGGGAAGGCCGGCGGCCCCCCUCCCCCCCCCGCCCGCAACGGCGCCUCGUCCCCACGCACCGCGGGUCAGCAGCAGGCACCGCGGGCUUCCUGGGGGGUUCGAGCCCCGCCCCGGCAAAGGGCUCCCAGGGGGCGGAGGGCUCUGGCUCCCCACGGUCACCCCAUCUCCCUCUGCACCCCCCUCGCACCCCUACGGCACCCACUCCCCGCGGUCGCCCCAUCUCCCUCUGCACCCCCCCCCCGCACCCCGACGGCACCCACUCCCGGCGGUCGCCCCAUCUCCCUCUGCACCCCCCCCCACUUACCCCAUGAGCGCAGCCACUCACCACGGUCGCCCUGUGUCGCGGGCUGCAGAGCAUGGCAGCCAGGGGACUGAAGCCAGGCCCUCAGGGGGCUCCACGCACCCCAGGGGGGAGGGUACCGCCGGCUGUGGCCCAGGAGAGCUCCAGCACAUCGCCCCUACACCUCAGCACCUCUGCCCCACAAAGGGGGCUCUGAGGGACGGGGUCCACCGCCAAGAGGGCGUCCCAGCUCAGCAGCCAGUGCCUGAAAGACAGAUGUCGUCAGGGCAGCCUGGUGGCUCAGCGGUUUAGCACCGCCCUUGACCCAGGGCGUGAUCCUGGAGACCCGGGAUCGAGUCCCACGUCGAGCUGCCUGCAUGGAGCCUGCUUCUCUCUAUGCCUCUCUCUCUCUCCCUGUGUUUCUCAUGAAUAAAUAA
Nyctereutes procyonoides (raccoon dog) is the source of this 6215-nucleotide messenger RNA. It is a transcript of the gene USP40, whose product is annotated as ubiquitin specific peptidase 40. The record is from RefSeq and is a predicted model, not a curated record. Bases 105 to 3839 code for a protein of 1244 amino acids. Gene Ontology annotation, biological process: protein deubiquitination. Gene Ontology annotation, molecular function: cysteine-type endopeptidase activity; cysteine-type deubiquitinase activity. The transcript has 31 exons. NCBI's taxonomy places the organism in Eukaryota, Metazoa, Chordata, Mammalia, Carnivora, Canidae. Gene Ontology annotation, cellular component: nucleus; cytosol.